Messenger RNA from Truncatella angustata, 3330 nucleotides. RefSeq lists its product as uncharacterized. Gene Ontology annotation, biological process: protein localization to plasma membrane. Bases 1 to 3330 code for a protein of 1109 amino acids. The record is from RefSeq and is a predicted model, not a curated record. NCBI's taxonomy places the organism in Eukaryota, Fungi, Ascomycota, Sordariomycetes, Amphisphaeriales, Sporocadaceae. Gene Ontology annotation, cellular component: plasma membrane. The transcript has 2 exons.
AUGAACGCCAUCCAGCAGAAGUGCCGCCCAAAGCACCAGGUCCUUGUGCUGAAAUGUUACCCCCGAACCACCAAAGGAGCGGUUGACGUCAAGCCAAACUCUAGCGAGCUGAGCUACCUGCUGUUCUACGCAACGUCCCGCCGAUCCAAGAUUCAAAAAGUCGGCAGCUUUCUCGAGAAGAAGACGGCCAGCGACGUAUGGCGGCUGAGAAUUGGCAAUGUCCAAGUCACACUACAAAUCAUCGCCGCACUGAUCGAAAAAUCCCCAAAGGACCUGCCCUUGUUUGCCCAAAAUGUCAUCAAGGUGCUCAGUCUUGUCUUGCGCUCAAACGACAUCACCAUGGUUGAAGCCUCGCUGCCGACGUUUGAGACAUUCUGUGAAUACCACGACGCCACCUCGCUGUUUGCCGACCAGAGCUACGUCCGCCAAUACGAAGACAUUGUGCGCGCGUAUGCUACCUUCGCAUCGACUCGUCAGACCCCCGGCAAGGGGACACCGAGCGAACCCGUCGCCGUCAGAUGGAGAACCGCCGGUCUCACAGCCAUAAGGAGUGUAGCCGAGUCUGACGCGUUGGCCUCGGUAGCUGGUCGCCAGCUCGACGUCAUCGUCCCAAUGAUCUUGGAGAACCUCUGGACCGACAACGACAAUUUCCUUGACGUCCUGAUACACCGCAUGGAGGCCGAACAGAAGGGUGACGCCAGCACGCUGGUCCGCCGCCGAACGAGCGUCUCGACCGUCAGGACUACCGAGGAGCCUGGCGACACCAACCCCAUUGCCUUGUCUGGCUCAACCGCCGAUGCCGACGCCCUCGCCGAAGAAGAGACUGGUCUGCUUGCCAUGCAAUGCCUGAAGCAGAUCUUCAUCGUCCCCAACCGAGCACAAGUACAUGCAGCCACUCAAGCCCUUCUCAAAUUCAUACACGAACGAGUCCAGCAGAAAGAGUCGGUCGUCAACCCUGACGAGAAGGGUCGGGAUGGUGGCUGGGCCAUCAAGAUCUACGGACUGGCGGCCAAAUGGGCCCCGGUACAAGACCGAUAUGUCAUUCUCGUUACUGCCUUGGAUGCACUCAUCCACGUGCAGCCCACGGACGAGAACCUGCGCGAGCAGAUAGUGCUUGUGGCCAUCAUGAGCUCGUUGCUGCGCUCCGAUGUCAAUCUGAUUGGCCUGAGCAUCAUGGAUGUGCUCUUGGGCCUGGUUCAGCAGAUGAAGAAGGUCAUGAAGCACUCGGGACGCCUCAGCCAAAGGAAGGAAGAAGCUGGCCCGGCACAGCCAGCCGAUUCUCAGCACGGUGAGCUCCUGGGCAGGAUAGAGAGGUGCAUCGGCGACCUGGCAACCCAUGUCUACUAUGCCGAUCAGAUCUCAGACAUGAUAUCGGCCAUAUUGCUUCGCUUGAAGCCGCACCCGAGCACAAAUACUCCGACAUCGCCAGUGGAGAGAGCAGAAAACCAACAGGCGCCAGAGACUUCGGCGGGGACAUUGGUCGAUGACCAGCAGCUGGAUAGCUUCUUUGCAUUAGACCUUGCCAAGACAGCUGCUCUGAGGGCGAUCAAGGCCAUCCUCCUGGUCGCUAAUCCUAAAACCAAGAUCAGUGGGAAUGUCAGCCUCACCAGGAAUAAGGUCCCCAUCCAUGUGUGGGAAGGCACGCACUGGCUUCUGCGCGAUCCAGAUGGCCACGUGCGCAAAGCAUAUGCAGAUGCGGUCAUAACGUGGCUCGACCGUGAGACGACUAGAGCAGAUCUCCUUGCUCGGGAUGAGACCCCCAAGCCAGCCAAGGCUCACAACAAGGAUGUCCCGCCCUCUAACUUUGCGAGAACGGCUGUCUCGAACGCCUCCGGACGAGACAAGUCCGCAAAAGCACCUCGUUCUCAUUUUUUGCAAUUGCUGCAUCUGUCCAUUUAUGACAAUGCAUUGCAAUACGUCGAGUACGAAACGGACGUUGCUUUGUGUCAUGCCUUACUGGCCAAGCUGGUCGACAAGCUUGGCGUCAAUGCUGUUCGCUACGGCCUUCCCAUGGUCUUCAGACUCCAGGAGGAUAUCCAGGAGGCCGAGACACCGCUUGACAAGGUCAGACUGGGCGCUCUCUGCCAUGGAUAUUUCUGGGCGCUGACGGAGAAGUUUGACUUUGACACCUCAAUCGUGGGUCAGGCCGUGCAAAACGAGAUCGUCAGAAGGAGGAGCAAGCAUUUCUGGGUCGAGGGCAUCCAGGUUCCUCCACCGUUCCUUGAGUUGAUUGGUACACCUGGCACUCAUCGGCCGCAGCCUAAGAUGCCUGUCAAUGAGGUCGAAUUCGAAGCUUUGCUGCCAUUUGACGAUAGGAUCACCAUGGUGGAGUGCAUAUGCAGUCAUUAUCAGCGGGGUGAGGCAUCGCCUCCAGUGAGUCCAUCUGCUUCGCCGGGGCGAUCGUUUACACUACCCAUCUUGAGCUCGAGCCUCAGCUCAAUACCUCCAGCCGAGACAGACCGGGAACUGCCAAUCAAGUUCCGGGAAGAUAUGUUGACUGAGUGGACAAGAGAGGCGGCUGUUAUUGCGCUUCAGGAGGGUAGCAAGUCGGCAUCUCUCAAUGGUUCCAAGACCAACACCACCAUGACCAGAAACAAUCGCCUGGCUGUCCACAUGGCCAAUGGCCACCCUCACAGCGGCGCGGGAUCACCAGUAAACAGCAAUCACAACUUGAGACCGGCGUCUCAUGCAGGAGGACUCGGCGUAGGAGGGUUGCGCAAGUCGAGCGUUCAAAGCCGUGUUUCUGCUCGAAGUAGUUCAACCAACAGGGGUGUCGGAGUCGCCUCUGUCGAUCAGCUGAAAUCGGUUCUCAGCGGAGACGGUCCGCGGCCUCAGACGCUGCACACGGUGCGUGAUGACGACAGCAGCGACAGUAUAGCCAGCUACGAUUAUUCACCCUCGGAACUGUCCUUCAACCCCAACACGGGCGAUGCGGUGGACCACCACGCAGAAUUUGGUGUGGCGCGCUCCAGGUCUAAAUCACGAGAGCGUAAAGGGUCCGGUGGUUCAGGUGGUCCUCUAUCGUCUCACCCUGCCAAUGGAGACGAUGAUUCAGAUAAUAGCGUACCGCCUGUUCCUCCGAUUCCAGACUCUGUCGGUGGAAGUGCGGUGGCGACUAGUUUCUCUCGACCAAUGACUGCUAUAUCGACGAAAGACCACGCAUACAAAUCUUCGAGGAAGAGCAUCAAGAGCCGGGGUGGCGAAAGCGUCGGCACCAGCGCCUUUACGGACAGUGAAAGCCCAGCCUUUGAUCUGCAGUCCUUACUCAAAGGGAUUGACAGCAAGUCCAGGGAACACACGUUGGGAAAUCUCACCAAGCCACCAUAUUGA